This is a messenger RNA of Cataglyphis hispanica, 2217 nucleotides long. Its product is annotated as A disintegrin and metalloproteinase with thrombospondin motifs 6-like. The record is from RefSeq and is a predicted model, not a curated record. The transcript has 10 exons. NCBI's taxonomy places the organism in Eukaryota, Metazoa, Arthropoda, Insecta, Hymenoptera, Formicidae. The coding region runs from base 1 to 2217 and encodes 738 amino acids. Gene Ontology annotation, biological process: extracellular matrix organization; proteolysis. Gene Ontology annotation, cellular component: extracellular matrix. Gene Ontology annotation, molecular function: metalloendopeptidase activity.
AUGUCCCACGAUGUGCAACGGGAGAACGGCUGCCCCGGUAUAGUUUAUCACGAGAACGGAUACGCAGAGACCACCGUUAUGCAUCCCGGCGACAUGUACAUCACGAAAAAAUGGUCCGAGUGCUCUCGGCAGUACCUGCGCUCGUACAUCGAGCAAGGUUUGGCAUUUUGCUUAGAGGACGAGCCACAAGAUCAUCAUUUUCCCACCGCGGAGAUGUUGCCGGGCGUGAUGUAUAACGGUGACGAUCAAUGCCGUUUACAAUAUCGAUCAGAUGCUCGGCAAUGCGAAAUGGGGAUCACUUGCGAAACCCUCAGGUGCGCUAUUCCGGGUAGAGGUUGCGUGUCUAGCAGGAAACCACCUGCGGAGGGCACCUCGUGCGGUGAGAAAAGGUGGUGUUACCAAAUGAAAUGUCUAAUGGUGGGAGAACGACCUGGAGCAAGAGACGGCGGUUGGGGAGCCUGGUCCUCUUGGAGCAAGUGUUCUCGUACCUGCGGCUCCGGCGUGGCAUACGCCGUAAGAAAAUGCAACCAGCCCUCCCCAUCUAGAGGCGGCUCUUAUUGCGUCGGCGACAGGAAACGUCAUAAAAUCUGCGCCACAAAUCCUUGCGAAAUCGGCGCGCCAUCGUUUCGUGACGUACAGUGCGCUGAAUUCAACGACUGGGUAUUUCCGGAGGAUGGAAAAAUUCAUCAAUGGAAAGCGUAUAAUUUACCAGAAAGCUUGAAGAUGUCUGAAAAUCCCUGUGCUCUUUAUUGCAUAAGCGAAACUAAUUUGAUGACCUCGUUGAGACCAAAGGUAAUAGACGGUACCACGUGCUACAGAGGCAUUCGAGAUAUUUGUAUCGGGGGUGUAUGCAAGGAAAUACCCUGUGAUUUACAAAUGGAAUCAACCGCCGUCGAAGACGUUUGCGGAGUUUGUAGAGGUGACAGCACAUCGUGCACGUUAAAGCAAGGGACAUUAUCGUUUAUAGCUCAAACAGGACUCAAGAAGAUAACGGAUAUACCGACCGGAGCUAGAAAUAUCCGCGUCGAGGAGGCGGAACCGACAAAAUCUAGAAUCGUGGUGCGCACUAAAAAGACGAAAACCGUAUUAAUUGACGGUAAUCGCUUAGGAAUGUUCAAUGUGCCAGGCUCUAAGGCGUGGCUAGGAAUGAUAAGACCAAGGCAAGAAGCUUUAAAUAUACCAGGACCUGUCACCGAGGACUUAGUUAUAUUGGUUUUUCCAAAGGAGAACGUCACGUUGAAAUACUCAUUAGGAUUGAAGCAACGAACGCCUCGCAAAGCCGCGUUCUCUUGGGACUUCAUCGACUGGGAAAAAUGUUCGGCAGAUUGUGGCCCGGGGGAGCAGAUAUCGAAACCCCGUUGUAUAGAAAAAAUCGGUGGACUAGUAGAUAAUAAAUUUUGCAAAAACAUUAAUAAGCCAGACGCAAAGGUCAGAUCAUGCAAUCAAGCUCCCUGCAUACCGCGGUGGAUCAUUGGCGACUGGCAAGGUUGCACGCCGUGCACGCCAGGCUGCGAGAGAAGGAGGCGCGCUGUCAAAUGUAUGCGACCCGUCGGCCGUGGCGAGCAGGAUGCCGACGUGAUCGAGGACAGCUACUGCCAAGGACCGAAGCCGAGGGAGUCGGAGUCCUGCGAAACCAAGCGACGAAGACGAGAAGAUAGAAGUGCCGCCGACGGCAAACAUGGGCUCUCUUCCGCUCGUUCGAGCACGUUAACGCGACAAAACGACUUUAUUAAAUCCGUUCGAGAGUCUAAGACGCCUUUAAGUGGCGUCGUACAAGAUCGACAUCCGAAUGACUUGUCCGUAUCGGCAAGACAGACUAGGAAUCCAACCAAUCUUUCUUAUUUAAUCGACACCGGAUAUGUUAAUGCACUUUCGAGUAAGACGAAUUUAAUUCUGGAUGGCUCGAUUCGAAAUUUGACUAAGGCGAAUCAAGAUCACUCUCAGAUCGAUAAAAGAUCAAAGAGUAUAUCGAAUUGUGAAAAGGAACAAAUUAAUGUAAAUAAGAUUAAGAAAAACGAGAUAGUGAUUGAUAAAGAGGACAUACAGAACGUGACACUUACGAUUAUUCUAGAACGCGAUGAGAAAAAUGUUGUCACAAAUUUUCCAAAGGAUUUUGAGCCUCAGCCGCCGGAAAACAGCACGAAAUUUACUUUGGUCGGUAUGGAUGCUCUCAGAUACGUACAAAGAAUUCAAGGGGAAGGUCACGCGUCUUUCUGA